GUUUCCUGUUUGCACACUUACUUUCACUUCUAAAGUCACUUCCUCCCCUCAUAAUCACUGAACGCAAUGAAGGAAUUCUAUCAAAUGCAUUAAUGCAAGGCAUUCCACAAGAGAGCCGUGAGAGAGAUUACUGGUUAACUCCACCACCAUGUCGCGUACAAGCAGAGUAGUUCACUUCUCAGAAGAGCCGGAUUCUAUGGAUAAAGCCCUUCCAUUCAGCGUGGAAGAAACUGGAAAUGCUAAUGAUGGAGCAAGUGGAGAGACACUACCUGAAGAAAACUUGGAUAUACAACAGGCCAUCAUUCAGUCUCUUUCCCUAAAUGCAACUUCAAGCAACAGUUCCGCCAAUCCAUGCCUUCAUGUCAUUGUGAAAUAUGGAAAUCUUGAACAACAGAAGGUUGACGUGCUUGCUUUUCCAUUGCUGGCAACAAAUCCAAACUUAAAUGUUUUGAAUAUAACCAAAGAUCUAGAAGCAAAAGCAGGAAAAGAAUUCUCUAACCUGUUUACAACUGUAUUAACACGUGGAAACAAACCAGAUCGUUGUAUUGACCUACCAACUGCUGGGGCAAGAUUUUCCUUGGAUUGUAAACGUGUAAUGUUCAUUAACUGUAACAUUUGGAAUCCUGCUAGUAGUUCUCCGAAAAAGGAUCUUAGAGAUGGGAUCUGUAGAUUUCUGGAUAAAUGUAAUUCUAACAAAGAUGUGAAAUCUGUUGCCAUCUCGGCUAUUGGUACUGGAAGAGUUUUGAACUUUCCCAAUGAACUAGCCGCCACAAUCAUGGGGGAAGAAAUAAAAGGCCUUGUAGACAGGCAUCCCAAUACAAACAUAAAGGAGAUCCAGAUUGUGAUCAAGCAGCUUAAGGAGAAUGAAACUGUAUACAUUGCCUACAGAGAACUCUUACUAGCAAUGGACUUAGGACAACGGAUCAAGCUGUGUAAUGAACAUAGAGGUGAUUUUAAUAGCAUAGCUCUUGGAGACCAUACAAAGAAGACAGCAGGAUGUCUAAAAGUGUCUGUGGUUUAUGGGGACAUUGGUGAAGAAACUACAAGUGCCAUAGUCAACUCCACCAACUUUACAACCUGGGGGGAACAUUCUGUGGCUAAUAGGAUUUUUACAGCAGCCGGAAAUGAUAUUCUUAAGAACGCUCAGGAAGGCCACAACACUGGAAAGAAGUUAGUUGUGACCACAGCGGGUGAACUAUUGUGUGGCUACAUUUUACACUGUGACUGUGGUGGUUCCUUGAACAAAAUCUGUGAACUUGUCACAGAAAUCCUAAAUACAUGUGAACAUUUGGGACUGGAGUCUGUGGCUAUCCCAGCUAUUGGAACAGGUGAAUGCAAGUUCCGUCCUGAGCAUGUGGCUAAAUGUAUUAUGGAAGGCAUCCUACCUGUUACACAGAAACCAGGUCUGAAAUGCCUUUCUUGUGUGCGGCUGGUUGUAUAUAGCCCAUAUAUUUACCAUACUUUCUGUGCUGAGCUAAACAAGCACUUUAUCUGAUCAAUGAAGAACGUUCGCAGUCUGAAUAGUACGUUGAGAAAGUGUAUACCGACUACAGGACAAACCCUCACCAUAUUGUUGCCUUAUUUAACAGAUAUAUUUGAAUAGUGGAAUUUGAAGACUCAUUAGCUUGUCGGAUCAGCCAAAUAAUCUCCAGUGAUAACCUUUUUAUACAUACACAGAAUUACCUCAGAAUCUAGAAUUUAAUUAUUAUUUUUUUUUCAAGUGAAUACAAGCACUAAGUACACUGCACCAUCAGGACUUCUGAGAUUAUGCACAGUGUAAUCUUGAAGAGAAUGUAGCACUGCCUCCUUGUCAAACAGCUGAUCAAUGGAACCCCCACCCAUCAGAUAUUGAUGACCUAUCCUGAGAAUAGGUCAUCAAUGUCUACUGCCUGCACAACACCUUUAUAUUCCAUCUAUGUAGCCUGAUGUCUCCAUUUUACAGAAAAUGUGUUACUAAAUUAUUGGCCAUUUAUGAAGGAGUUAGGAUUUGAUAAAAUGCAUGAGUCAACUUUGGCUUACUGACUUCACAGCCCUGCUUAGCUAUAUAACCAUAGUUCUAAUUCUUUGGUGAUACUCCCCAAUACAGUAUAUACAUCACAGAAAACUCAGGAGGCCAAUAGUGCCCAAUUAAAAUAUAUCAAUGAAUUAACAUACAAGUGAAAAUGUAAUGAAGCUAAGACUAUAUAGACAAGUAAAAAAUAGCUACUGUGCUCCUAAACCCUAGCCCAAUACAGUCACAGUGGAGGUCACCAAAUAUAUGACAAUAGGGCAAAAUACUAAGCGUUACAGCUCAAAAUGCAAGGACUGUCUACCAGUGUGGGCCCUUACAUACAGUAUGUUUCACUCUACUUUUGUCGGUAGGCAAUAUGGGCAAUUAGCUAUAGACAGUGGCGGGUCGACGUUUACCUUGUAUGAAAGGGCAAGUCUGACAAAAAUGCAAGAACAUAGUCGCCCAUGAUCUAACUGUACCUCUUAAUUUUUGGCCCAAUUAGGCAACCUCCACUGUGUGUUAGGAUAGGGUCCAGAGGUGCUGCAACUAUUGCUACUUGUUGCAUGAUAUAGAAGUGCAA
Molecule: messenger RNA, 2570 nt
Organism: Bufo bufo (common toad)
Lineage: Eukaryota; Metazoa; Chordata; Amphibia; Anura; Bufonidae
Product: protein mono-ADP-ribosyltransferase PARP14-like
Exons: 12
Coding region: 149-1495 (448 amino acids)
Biological process (GO): negative regulation of gene expression
Cellular component (GO): cytoplasm; nucleus
Molecular function (GO): transcription corepressor activity
Source: RefSeq, a predicted model, not a curated record